UCGAGUUUGUGUCGCUUGUGGCUCUGCGGAUCGGUUUUGGAAUCGGAAAUAAUGGAGGCUGGCGCGAAGUGUAGAGUGAUUUCUCUGCUGGUGGUGUGUCUUGUGCCGGCUGCUACCUCUUGGACCUGGAACAGCGUCUUCCUGUCAGGAACUAAGGCAGGGAUGCCCUUGGCAGAGAGCAUCGCGACCGGGGCUCAGACGGGCAUGAGUGAGUGCGAGAGGCAGUUCACAUGGGACCGCUGGAACUGCCCGCCUCAGGCCUUCACGAAGCUGCACGAAGGAGAACCUGCCACGCGGGAGCGGUCCUUCAUGCACGCCAUCACCGCCGCCGGCGUCGUGUUCACCAUCACCAAGAACUGCUCUCGGGGGGAGCUGGAGGGCUGCUCGUGCUCGGGCGGCCAAGGCGGGAGGCGGAGGGACUGGAAGUGGGACGGCUGCUCGGAGAACGUCGAGUUCGGCUCCAGGAACAAGCAGUUCCUGGACGCGCUCGAGACAGGCCAGGACGCAAAGGCACUCGUAAACCUCCACAACAACUUGGCUGGCAGAACGGCCGUCAAGAGAGCCAUGCGGCGCGUGUGUAAGUGCCACGGGAUGUCUGGGUCCUGUGCCACGCAGACAUGCUGGCUGCAGCUCGAGAACUUCGCCAUCAUCGGCAAUGCCCUGAAGAAGGAGUACCGCCGCGCCUCCCGACUGCGUGACACCGAUGCGCUGGAGGCCGCCUCGAACUCAGUGGUGCAGCUGCCGCAAGAAGACGGCGAGGAGAACUCCAUUCCCAAUGUGGACGCCCGACGCCUUGUCUAUCUGGAUCCUUCGCCCAACUUCUGCCUUGCAAAUAAGACUGCGGGAUGGCUAGGCACGGUAGGGCGCGAGUGCUCCAGGGCUCGAGGAAAGGAUGUGGCGAAGGAACAGAGGUCGUCCUGCCGCAAGCUGUGCCGGGAGUGCGGCCUGCAGGUGGCACGAAGGAUCGUCACAGUCAAGUCGUCCUGCAACUGCCGAUUCAAAUGGUGCUGCAGCGUCGAGUGCGACACCUGCGUCAAGAAGGUGGCGAGGUUUACCUGCGUUAAACCUUUGAUGCAGCGCACUAAUCGUUAUUAAUCUUUAUAUCAUAAUCUAUUAUAGAAAUUUUAUUCGAAAAAGAACACAUAAACAUAAAUAUUAUUUAUCGAACGAUUAAUGUCGAUCUGUAUAGAGCAGUUCUCACUUUGGUUUUACAGCUCAUACACAGCUUGUAGCAGAGGCGGAGUACAAACACGAAAACAAAUACAAAGACACUAAGCCAACACUCCAUAACAACCGUAAACACUUCUUUAAACCUUCAAGAUCAGAACGGUAAUACAUCCGAAGUUGCCGAUUCGAUUAUGGUUCUGUAUUUCUUUUUCUGCCUGUACAUAAUGUUUAGAAUUAGUGGCCCAUGACAUUUAAUAUACCAGUGUGGCUUAUUUAACGCCGUCCACAUUCCAUGUACAAUAAAUAUUUGAAAGAA
Penaeus vannamei (Pacific white shrimp) is the source of this 1483-nucleotide messenger RNA. Its product is annotated as protein Wnt-8b-like. The record is from RefSeq and is a predicted model, not a curated record. Lineage: Eukaryota; Metazoa; Arthropoda; Malacostraca; Decapoda; Penaeidae. Gene Ontology annotation, molecular function: frizzled binding; cytokine activity. Gene Ontology annotation, biological process: canonical Wnt signaling pathway; cell fate commitment; neuron differentiation. Gene Ontology annotation, cellular component: extracellular region.